AUGGACGUGGAUUUAUUAAGACCAGGAACCGUGCCUAUUUCUCCGGAUACUAUUUUGUGGUUCGAAUUCUUAUUGAAUCCUUCUCUACUCGAAAAACAUCUCUCGAAGCCACUGCCAGAUCCAUCACCUACAGACUUGAUCAUAAAAUUCAUGUCAAUUAAUUUUGAUCAAAAGGAGGAGACCAAAAUUAUAGAUCCCGAAGUUGGAGAAAUCAAACCCAAUGGACACAGUAAAUGGCCUCAUAAGACUUUAGCUCUGAAAAUUCUUUCUCUAAAGGUUGCUACGUAUCUCAAAUGGGAUUUAGAUUUAUUACAAAAGAAAUUGCCUUUGCCGAUGCAAUUGACGUUGCUGCAAGACUUGUUUUACAUUACCACAGAUGUUAUUGUCGAAAUUCCUGCUGUUCCUGAGUAUUCUGUAAAUUCAGUAUCAGAUCAGGUCUUAUUUACAAUUGUUUUGUACCACAGAUGGUAUUUAAGAGCUAUUAUUUAUAGAGCUCUACACAAUAAACAAUGUAAACAACAGUUUAUACAUAUACCAGGAAUUCAAGAGUCGACUUUUAUACCACCUGGUGUUUCUGACGAAAUAAUACGGAAAUUAGAAGCUCAUGUAUCAAAUGCAUUGAAUGUUCUUAAUGCUGUUUUACAGUCAAAUGAUUUAAAACCAAAAGUUCUCUCAUUUGAUACUUUCCAAAUGUUAACUGAAGACAGUACAGAAGUUAAGCAAAAUUGGGAAAAGAUGAUACCAAUCACCGUUGAAGAAUUUAAGUGUCAGAUACACUAUGAUAUUGCAGUCUUCCAUUUGUUAAGAGAGGAAUAUCAAACUGCGAAGCAUCAUAUUUGCCAAGCAAGAGAUUUAUUCCUCACAUUAAACAAAACAGAACCGUUAUUGUAUUGUACAGUAAAAAAGGAAUUCUUAGAUGGCUGUUGUUUAGCAUGUGAAGUACCAAUAGAAGAAAUUCAACCUAGCCUAACUCAACAAUUGCAUAGAGCAAUUAGAGACCAAUAUACAAAUAUUCUACAGAUUUUACAGUCGGACAAUAUUUCAAGGGAAAUUCCUCAAGUGUACAGAGACAAUUUGGAACUAGAUUUGCAGGGUGGGUUAGCGAACAGAAAAAUGGUUGUAUCCAGAGAUUUACUCCUGCAAAUCCAGUGUCUUAAUUUAGUUCGCAAAGUAGUAGACAGUGACGUUGUUCUUGGCGAUUAUCCUAGCGAGAUUAAAGCAGCUGGUGCAAAGGGCUUGGAUUUACUCUUUUGGGCUCUUAAUACUGUUCUGGAAAAAGCGUCACCGACCGAUAACAGACGCAUCGCUCGUUACCUCUUGCAUCUUGUACUUUCCAGUGACAUAGAUGGUCUCACAAGCAGAAUUCUUAAUACACCCAACUGUAUAGCACUUUUUAAUGAAACGGAACGUCAUGAAAUUGAAAUGGAAACUACUUCUGAUGACUUGGAUAUGCCCGACCUGCUUCUGAAUAAUGAUUGGGGUGUUCCGCUUCAGACUUACACACAGAAUCCUAGGCUCGAAAUCUUCGAAUUGGAACAACGAUUGAUACUCUCAUACAAUCCUCAUGAGAUUCGUGACAUCAUAAUACAGUUGGCUGAAAAGAAUCCGAUGAAACCAUUAUGGCCAGUAAACAGCUGCUGGGAGUUGCCAAUACCUUUGCAAAGUGUUGCCAUGUCUCUGCCCAGAGGUUUUCUUCAGGAUUAUUCAUACAUCUUGCUUGCCAAAAGUCGUGAGAUGGUUUCUGUAAAGGAUUUUAUCGGUGCUAAAGAUCUUCUGUGUGCUCUUGAAAAAGAAGUACAGCAACACGUGCAAGUUGGAAACACGUUGCUUUUUAAAUUGUGUAAAAUGGUUGGCUGGGAAGCACUUCUCGUUGAGAUCUGGCAUUGCCUUUAUGCUUGGCCAGCAACAACUGUCUGCGAUACGCAAGCGUUGGUUGUACAGUGCAAGCAAUGUCUUGGAGCUUUACAAGCAACAGAUCAAGUAAUUCCUCGACAAGAGAUCAUAGAAUAUUGCACAGUCUUUAUGUUAAAUAUGGCAGAAUGGGAUUAUUUGACAACACUAGAAAAACGUUGGGCUUAUGCUGAAUUUGCUGCGGCCAUUAGUAGUGUUUGUCAGGAAAUUGUAAAAUAUAAGGGGAGUCGAAAGUUUCCUAGAGAGAGUUGGGAUAUGGUUUUAGUUGCUUUUGGUCCAAGCAGAGACCAGCCACAAAAACGUAGCAGUAGUGGCAACAGUUCAGGCAGUAGCAGUGCGUCAAAGGAUCUCAUCGCUGGUGUUUCAGCUUUACUAAGUAGACUUCGUGAACCUACAGCACUUACAGUAGCAAUCUCAUUACUGGCUAGGUUACACAAUGUCCUGCGUGAUGAAUCCAGCCUAGAACUUUAUGCACAGUAUCUUACACUUUGGCCAGUCAGCAUACCAAACUCAAAUUCAUACAAUCACAGAACGAUUAGUGAACAUUUGUUUCAAUUAUUGAUGCAAGCUCUCAAAUAUUACCCAAGCAAUGUCCCCUGGUUAAGAUUAAUGGGGGAUCUUAACUUUGUUUUAGCCUAUUAUGAAAGCGCAAUGAAGUAUUAUCUAGAGGCUAUUAUGGUAUCCAGUGAUUUGUUUAGUCAACCUGUCCCACGAACACAAAUUGAUGAUCUUGUGUACAGAAGAAUGAUUAAGUGCUGUGCACACUUGCAGUGCUACACACAAGCAGCAGUGCUUUGUCAAUUCUUAGAAGAAGUCGAUUAUUCGUUAGCUUUUAAAAUGGCUGCUAGUGAUCAAAAAAGCUGUGCACCAGCCGAUGCAAUGGAUGCAUAUUAUCACUGUGUCUGGGACACGACCAUCCUCGAAUAUCUAAUUCAUUUGCAUACUAAACGGGGCGAGCAUCACAGAAAGCAGCUCGCGAUCAAAGUGAUCGGUUUGCUUGAAUUAAAUUCUAAUAAUAUCGAGAAGAUCCAGAAGGAAGCUGCAAAUAUUCGUAAAGCAAAGUUCCUUAGAGCUUUAGCAAGACAAUAUGUUUAUUAAAUUGAUUGUGUAUAACUGUAUAUAACACUGUAUAUAUAUUGCUACUGAUAAUUAUGAUACUUUACAAAUAAAAUUUUGGAUGGCA
This is a messenger RNA of Cephus cinctus (wheat stem sawfly), 3094 nucleotides long. It is a transcript of the gene IntS8, whose product is annotated as integrator complex subunit 8. The coding region runs from base 1 to 3009 and encodes 1002 amino acids. The transcript has 12 exons. Gene Ontology annotation, biological process: snRNA 3'-end processing. Gene Ontology annotation, molecular function: protein binding. Lineage: Eukaryota; Metazoa; Arthropoda; Insecta; Hymenoptera; Cephidae. The record is from RefSeq and is a predicted model, not a curated record. Gene Ontology annotation, cellular component: integrator complex.